UCCUGCUCAUUUUCAUUGCAAAUUCAGUGUCUCGGUAGAAGCCGUCUUUAGAUGAAAUAGGCCAAUGAGCAAACUCUGUUCGCCAAGCAAGCAAGUUUUCCAAUCAAAACCCGUAUGCAGGAAAGUCGCAGAAUAUUUUACCCAGUUAUCGGCGAAAUUUCGGUCAUUUCAUCCGAAUCCUAGCAAACUUCCCACCGAAAACCGAUAAAUCCAUGGAAGAAAAGCUUCAAAGACCCCACAAAAAUCCUGGGGGUACCCUCCAAUCCAUGGCCUGGUACGCCCUUGUAGCCGCCUGCAUCAAGCUCCUCUUGAUCCCAUCCUACCAUUCCACUGAUUUCGAAGUCCACCGCAACUGGCUUGCUCUCACCCACUCUCUCCCUCUCUCUCAAUGGUACUCUGACGAGACCAGUCCCUGGACCCUUGAUUACCCACCUUUCUUCGCUUACUUCGAGCGCUUCCUCUCCAUCUUCGCCAAUCUCAUCGACCCCACAAUCGUAAAUCUCCGACAAGGCCUAAACUACAACUCCAAUACGGUUAUUUAUUUCCAAAGGAUGACUGUUAUUGUAUCUGAUCUGUGUCUCUUCUUUGCAUUGUAUCGAUUGACUGCAAAAUUGGACUCAGGAAAGCGAAAUCUGAUCUGGGUUUUGGUUGCUUCGUCGCCGGGGCUUUUCAUUGUGGACCACGUGCAUUUUCAGUACAAUGGGUUUUUGCUGGGGAUCUUGUUGUUGUCCCUUUCGUUUCUGGAGGAAGGGAGGGAUUUGAUGGGCGGCUUUGUUUUUGCAGUUUUGUUGUGUUUUAAGCACUUGUUUGCUGUGGCCGCUCCUGUUUAUUUUGUGUAUUUGUUGAGCCGUUUUAGCCGUGGCGGAUUCCUUAAGGGUUUUGGGAGGGCUUUAGUGAUGGGUGCUGUGGUUGCCUUGGUUUUUGCAGCGGCUUUUGGACCUUUCGUGUACUAUGGGCAGAUACAACAAGUUAUACAUCGCAUGUUUCCAUUUGGGAGGGGACUUUGCCAUGCAUACUGGGCUCCAAAUUUUUGGGUCUUUUAUAUUAUUUUAGAUAAAGGGCUUGCUUUCUUGCUCAGGAAACUGGGAUUCAACAUCCAGGCACCAGCAGCUUCAUUCACUGGGGGUCUAGUAGGGGAUUCCUCACCUUUUUCUAUAUUGCCAUCGAUCACUCCCUUGACAACCUUUAUUAUGGUUCUGCUUGCCAUAUCUCCCGCUCUUAUCAAGGCUUGGAGAAAUCCUCGUCCAGGGAUGAUCACUAGAUGGGUAGCAUAUGCUUACACAUGCGGUUUUAUAUUUGGGUGGCAUGUUCAUGAGAAGGCUUCACUCCACUUUGUCAUCCCCCUUGCCAUUGUAGCAAUGCAAAGUUUGGAGGAUGCAAAGCAUUACUUCUUGCUGUCAAUAGUGUCUUCCUACUCUCUUUUUCCACUGCUAUUUGAAGCCCAAGAAUAUCCUAUAAAAGUUCUGUUGCUGCUUUUGCACUCUAUUGUAAUGUGGUUAGCUUUUUCUGCACAUUCCACUAAAAAUGGGGUGAUAAAUGCAACUGCACCUGCAAACAAAGGAAGUGAUAAAUUGGAAGUGAAAGGAAGUUCAAGAGCUGCCACCAAAAAAGGAGAUUUUGUAAUUGGAUGGAUUGGGAAGAUUUAUCUGUUGGGUCUUUUGGUUGUUGAAAUAUGGGGUCAGUUUCUACAUCCUUACCUUCUUGGUAGCAGAUUUCCCUUUGUACCCCUUAUGUUGAUCUCUGUAUACUGUGCAUUUGGAAUCAUGUACUCUUGGAUUUGGCAGCUAAAACGGAUAAUUGGGUCCUCAUGAUUUACGAUGAUUUGAAUACUUUUUGGGUGGCUUGUUAUAGUA
Molecule: messenger RNA, 1853 nt
Organism: Vitis riparia (riverbank grape)
Lineage: Eukaryota; Viridiplantae; Streptophyta; Magnoliopsida; Vitales; Vitaceae
Product: probable dolichyl pyrophosphate Glc1Man9GlcNAc2 alpha-1,3-glucosyltransferase
Exons: 4
Coding region: 213-1811 (532 amino acids)
Biological process (GO): protein N-linked glycosylation
Cellular component (GO): endoplasmic reticulum membrane
Molecular function (GO): dolichyl pyrophosphate Glc1Man9GlcNAc2 alpha-1,3-glucosyltransferase activity
Source: RefSeq, a predicted model, not a curated record